GGCCUCCUCCUCCUCCUCGUCUUCUCCACACUCCACUGAGCACAGCGAGUGACCAACCAACCACUAGUCUUCAUCUUCUCGCGGUUUCCGAGCGGCGGCGCCAUGGAGAGCGGCCACAAGAGUGGAGGCGGCGGAGCUCUUCCCGGAGGAGGAGCCGGAGGGGAAGGGGUUCUGUGCCACGCGUGCGGGUACCAGUACCCCAACGCGCACCCCAGCGCCAAGCAGCGCCGCGGGCACCGCAAGCACUGCGGCAAGACGCCGUCCGCCGCCGCGGAGGAGGAAGGCGCCGGGGAGCGUGACGGCAAGGAGUUGCUUCAAGGUGGGGGUGGUGGAGGUGGAGGAGGAGGAGGAGAGGGAAUUGGAGCGAGCGCGGCGGAAUGUGGCGGCGGUUUGCCUGGAUCUGCGCCGGAGGUUGGAGAUGCAGUGGAGGAUGGGGACAAUGCAGAGCAUUCUUUCGGUAAAGGUACUGGGCAUCAAGUAGUCGAAGAUAAAAGUGCUGAAGAUUGCCCCAUCAGUUGCCAUAAUAUUCCUUCUGAAAUCACUCCUGAGGCCAGUAGGACUGAUGAUGCUGAUACUCUGACUGCAGUAGCUACACAACACACUGAAAAAGGAUCACCUACCGAGUAUGGGGAUCCAUCUGAUCCAGCUAUUAGUUCUGAGGAGCUUAAGGAUUCUCCUGCUUCUGUCCUUCCACCAGUGCCUGAAGAUGGUGCAAGAUUUAGUUCAGAAAUCUCUGAAUAUGAAAUCCAGAACUCAAGUGUUGAUUCUCUGGCAUCAAAUGCAACUGGAGGUGAAAUUUCUGAACAAACAAAUGAUGCGGCCAGUCAACUGAAUGGAGUUGCUGUGACUGAGGAAGAUGGUACAAUCCCCAUCAUAUGCGAAAAUAAACCUGAUGAGGACAAAUCUGUUAAAGGUGAUGAGUUUGUUCUCUCCUGUCAAGAUAAUCUACAAACUAAGAUUGGUGAGGGGCACAGUACCACACUACUGGAGGAAGAUUCAUCUGAUAAGAAUCUGAUUGCGGUUCACAAUGAAGAAAGCCCUAAAGAUGAAACUGAAUUUGUUAUGUUAACUAACCCUAUUGAGGAUUUUCCUAAUACUGAGGAGCCUUUUGAGUCUUCUACUGAGAAAUCUGUUGAUGAUGACUUACUGAAACUUGGUACAGGCGGUUGCCAUUCGGAGACGCCCGGUAUUGUUGAACCCCAGCAGCAACCUUACUCUACCUCUGUGACAGCAGACCAUCUGUCAAUCCCCGAACAGGCAGAGAAUGUUGAUACAGAUGGGGGCAUCCAAGCAAUACCAAGUGCAAUUGGAUCUGCUGUCGGUGCCAAAGUCGUACCUGUUGAUGCUGUAGCUAGCACUACAGAGAACGUUUGUUCAUCUGACGUAACAGUGGGAGACAGCAUGCAGAAAAAUGUGACUAGUGAUACUGUCGUUCCAACUCAAGUUGACCCGGUGGAGGUUAGCACUACCACUACUGUUCAUGAAAUCAACAUUGUUGGUAGCACAAAUGAUGUUGACGAAAAGAGGCAGAAUGAAAAAACCGGUUCAGACCUUACUUCCCAUGAGGUAAAUGAGAUGCACAUAGUAGAAGACCUUGAAGAAAAGCACCAGAACAAAGAGAUCAUUAUAGAUCCGAUUUCUCAUGAAACUAAUGAAGCUUCCGUAAAUGAGAUGCACAUAGUAGAAGACCUUGAAGAAAAGCACCAGAACAAAGAGAUCAUUAUAGAUCCGAGUUCUCAUGAAACUAAUGAAGUUUCCAGUACAGAUAAUUACGGGGAAAGUGAGCAGAAUGAAGAAAUUAUUGCAGAGAUAAGUGCAGUACGCAUGAGUGGUAUUGAAGUAAAGGAACCGAUUGAAGAAUUCAUUGCCAAAUCGGCUUCUGAGAAGAUCAGUGAGACAAGUAGCAGAGACAUUGUUGAAGAAAAGAAGCAGAAGGAUGAGAUUGAUGUAAAAGCAAACCGUGAGAUAUAUGUGGCAUGCAGCAUAGAAACCGUUGAAGAAAAUAAUGCUACUUCUUGCGAGAUUAAUGCGGGGAAUGCCACAGAUAACAUUGAAGACAAUAAGCAAAAUGAAGAAAUUACUAUGGGUCCCAUCUCUGAUGGCACCAUCAUGAUAUGCAGCACUGUUACUGUGGGAAAGACGCAUAAUGAAGACAUGACCGAGCACCCUAGUUCUCAUGAGACAAUUGUGGCACACACAGGUAACGUUGAAGAGAAGAAGUAUGAAGACACUACGACAGAUCCUACCACUCACAAUUUUAGUGUGGUUACCUCUAGUGACAAUGUUGAAGAUAGGAAGGACGACGAAACAACCGCAGACCCUACUUCCUCCGCGAUAAAUGCGGAGCGAACCGCCGAUAAUGUUGAAGAAAAGUGGAGUGUAGAGCCUAUUUUGGACCCUACCUCUUCCAAGACCGGCACUGUAGGCAGCAUAGGUGACGCAGAAGACGAGAAGCAGAUUGAAGAAACUACAGCAGAUCCUAGUUCUGGUGAAAACAACACGCUGCAAAGCACAGAUAAUGCCGAAAAUAAGAAGCAAAAUGGAGACACCACCACUGACCCUGCUUCAGAUGAAACCGAAGCGGCACAGAACACAAAUGACGCCGAAGAAAGGGAGAAGACGGAAGAUACAGCCACAAGGGAAAUCAACACCAUACAAAGCACAGAUGACCCGAAAGGAGCUGAUCAGAAUGAAGAGAUCGCUGACAAGGAAAUGGUUAUGGAUUCAGACAGGAACCAUGUCUCGUUGAAGGUCCUCCUCGCCGACAAGAACGUGGAAACCAAAGAGAAGAAAGCAAGCACCAAGGAACGAGUACUGUCAUUCAGGCGCCGAGCGUCGAAAGACAAUGUGUCACCGGCGAAGUCGGGUUCUCCGAAAGCUGGUUCGGGGCAGCAAGACUGGAACUCUCCCGCCAGGUUACCUGCCGAGAGCAAACCCAAGGGAAGAAAACAACAGUGGGUGCCGUUUAUUUGCUGCUCGUCGAUACAGUGAUGCUACUUCAGUAUCAGCUGGGGCUCAGGACCGUCGCCGAACCCUGUCUAUUUGCUAUUCGUUGAUGGUACCAAUUGUCAUCUCAGGACAUUCGUGACAAGGAUUGCUUUGGUCCUGUUUACCGAUCUCGCUACUUGGAUUGUGAACUCCAUUUGCCUUUUGUAUGCUAGUAUAUAUACGUUGGUGUAAAUUUAACUAGAUGUGUUCAGAGUACUCCCUCCGUUUCGCAAUAUUUAUUCAUA
This is a messenger RNA of Phragmites australis (common reed), 3233 nucleotides long. RefSeq lists its product as uncharacterized. The transcript is spliced from 5 exons. The record is from RefSeq and is a predicted model, not a curated record. Bases 103 to 2991 code for a protein of 962 amino acids. Lineage: Eukaryota; Viridiplantae; Streptophyta; Magnoliopsida; Poales; Poaceae.